CUUCAAAGUGAAAUUUGUCGGGGGGGGUUUUAUACAGGCUUCGGAGCUUCCGUGUUGAACUUAACAUCACUACCGUUAUUUCAAAGGUGAAAAAGCGUGUCUUCCCAAAACCUGCAAAGGAGGAUAAUAAAACAUACAAGGCAUUCUAAUGGCCUUCAUUAAGACUGAGGAUUGUGAUGAAUGGAAAGAUGAAUCCAAAGAAAGAGACUUUCAAAAGAGUGUUUAUGAGCUUAUGGUAUAUGAGGAGGACAACCAGUCAGUGGAUAGCGGGCUGACAUUUGCUGUUGUUACAUUGGAAGAUACAGAUGAAGUAAUGGUAGUAGCAUCAGACUGGUUGAGCACAGACCAAAAACAAUGUUACUGGCCGCCAUUCAAAUCAACAGAGAAGUACUUGGAAGCAGUUAAGAGCAAUCUUAAGCCUUCAACAGGAGAGAAACCAUGGGAGAAAUUAAAUGUGCUCUUUCAUGAAAAAUAUGACACUUAUGAGGAGGCUGUAAAUUACCAAGUGGAACAAAGAGCACUGAAAGAUAGGCUAAAUUUCUAUAAAGUUGUUACCUUGAAAAAAUCAAAUGAGCUGACAGUGAUACCAGCAAUAUGGCAGAAUGAAGAAAGGACACAUUGUUAUUGGCCUCCAUUCAAGUCACCAGAGAAGUGCACAGAAGCUGUAAAGAACAGACUUGAGCCUCCUGUUCCAAGCAGAAAUCCAUGGGAGAUGUUAAAUAUUCAAGUCCAUGGGGAAUGUGCGACAUAUGAACAGGCUAAAGAGAAGCAAAAAGCAUUAAAAGAACAGAAAGAAAGAUCUACACUGCAUCCUGCACCAGCAUCUUCUCUUCAAAUUUCUAGAUUUUCCCCUCAUGUUACAAAAAGAAAACAUCUUUCUGAAACGUUGGUUUCAGGUACUAAAAGAAAACGUGAUUGUGAAUUGUCUGACUCAAGUAGAGAGUCACUACUGACAACAGAUAUGGAGAUCAUGUUGAAGGCAAAGCAAAUCAUGAAAAGAGUCACUGAUAACUUGGCCCACACAAUCAAUAUGCACAAUGAAAUCAUUUCAAAGAUAAAUAAAAUGUAUACAGUCAACAGAAAGAAGGCAACCAUUGGAAUUUUUGGAAGGGCAGGAGAAGGAAAAAGCUCCCUAUUAAGUGCAAUCUUGGGGGAAAAAGAUCUCCUGCCAUCUGGUUGUUUUGGUGCCUGUACAUCUGUUGUUACUCAGGUGGAAGCCAAUCUGACUGACUCCAACUACACAGCAGAGAUCGAAUUCAUCUCUAAAGAGGAGUGGGAGAAAGAGCUGGAAGAUCUUUUCAGAGAUUUACAAGAUGACAGUGAGGACAGGAAUGAUGACUUGAUUGAAAUUGCUGAAGAAAAGAUCACUGCGCUGUAUGGAGCUGAUGCAGACCAGAAAACAUUAGAAGAGCUCAAGAAAGAUGACAAAUAUGCUGAGAUUGAAAAAUUAAUGUCCAUCAGUAAAAAAACAAUCUCAAAGAGUGAUAUGUCUGAAUUUGCUAGUGAUGUUGCACGGUUCAUACAACACAGUAAGUCAAGUCCCGGUGGCUGGUACUGGCCGCUUUUGAAGAGUGUCAAUAUCAAGAUUCCAGAUUGUCAUGAACUUCUGGAACACAUUGUGAUUGUUGAUAUUCCUGGGACUGAAGACUGCAAUAAGACUAGAGAUGACCUGUGGAAAUCUAAACUGUCAGAGUGCUAUUCUGUGUGGAUUGUAAGUGCUAUCAAUCGAGCAAUCACUGACAGAUAUCCCUGGGGGAUAUUAAAGCACUGCAGUGAGGAACUGGGACCAGGAAGAGAAUGUAAACACAUCAACUUCAUCUGUACAAAGACUGAUGAUAUCAAUCCAGGAGCCUAUAUGAGAUCUGCACGGCUUCCUUACACAAACGACAUGGAUCAGAAAAUACUGUGCAUACGUCAUAGAAAUGAAGAUGUCAAGACAAAGGUGAAAGAAAAGUUUGAAAAAUCUGAAAUCAAGAAAAAAUUCAGAACUGACAGUGAUUUUCUUCAAGUAUUUACUGUAAGUUCCAAUGCAUUUUUCGACACCAGCUUAAAUCUGGAAUCUGCUGAAACAGAAAUCCCAAAGCUGCAGGAUGUUCUGAGGAGCCUUAACAAGAGCAUUAACCGAGAACUGACCAGAGAUUAUGUGUCUGAGGCAAAAGGAGUUCUGUCUCUGAUCCAAAGUGUCCAGCUGGAUACAGACAAGAAAGCAGCUGAGAUGAAAGUCGCCAUCCGCAUGGAUCUUGAAAAUAAUCUGAAGGUGGCGCUAAGUGAAAUGGACAAAUAUUUUGACAACAUUUCUAAUGAUCUGGAGAAGUGUCUCUCAAAGGGAGUGGAAGAAUCAGUGCAAUCAUGUGUUGCUUCCGCAAAGGCACUGGUAGCACCUAAAAAAGAUGGGAGAGGAUUCCAUAAAAUCAUUCAAACUUUGUGCAAGAAUUAUGGAUGCUAUUGGCAUAAAAACUGCGAUGCAGUCCUAGAUCUGAACAAGAAAUUGGCAAAACCCCUGCAUGAAAACAUUUAUGAAAAUUUCAGCCAGAUUUUCCCUGUGAGUGGAAAAACAGGGAGGUCAGUGCAAGAACAGAUUGAUAAGUUCACUAUCAUCCAGAGUGACCCUGCGUACCUCAGAUCUUCUGUGAUACGUCACAUUCAGAACUUCGUCAAAACAGAGGAAUCCAAACUGAAGGAAUUGCUUAAUAGAGAAACUGUUGAAUUAGGGAAAGACAUCUACUCAUCAAUUAUAAAAACCAUUCAGAAUGAAAUGUCUCCCUGCUAUGAAAAAGCUGCAGCCCUGACAGGAACAGGAUCCAUAAAGGAAAGGCAAGAUAUGCUAGUAAACACAGUCAAUGAGAAAAAACACCACAUGUUCAACAAAGCCAAAAUGGAAGUGCUUAAAAAGUUAAAUCAAUUAAAGCUGCACAUAAAAGAUGUUCUUGAACCAGGACUAAAGAAAGCAAUGGAUCUCUCACUGUCACAAAGCAUCAAUACGACAUUGAUGGAUGUCUCCAGAGAAAUUGAUCAGAUGGAGACACUUCUAAAGCAAUGAUGCUGUUCAAACAAUAAGAAGCCCAAGAGAAACUGCACAAUUCACAGAAGUGAAGACACAUAAAGUUUCAUUAGUUUUAUAACAAAUAUUUCUUUACUCAAAUGUAUUCUUCUGUUUUGUUAUAUUUUCUGCAUACAUUUGUCUUAUAGAUUGCUGAUAGGUGCAUUUUGUAAGGUAUAUAAUAUUUUAAUACCUAAUUUCCAUGAUCUAAAUAUUCUUAAGAAUUAAAAGUUUGUUGUCAUUUAAAAUUGUAUAGGCUUAUUGCAUUAUUAUUCUGUUAUAUUAUGAUUAUAUAUUUAGUAGCAUAAAAUGGUCUUAAAAUGAAAAUAAUAUACCUUAUCGCAAUGAUUUCUGGGGCAAUAUAUUGCACAAGAAAAAGUUGUUAUCAUGACAGGCCUAAUUCACUCCUCACAAAACUAUAACCCCCCUCCAGAUGCCUGUGAUCAGUGAGUUAGCAGCACCUUGUGGUGCCAUCACAGAAAGGCACCCUCACUGCUCUUCACAAGCCCACUUGCAAAUUUCUUUACAGUAUUCAAGAAAUGGAUAAAACCACAUUUUUUCUAUAAGCAAUUAAAAGAAUUAUUCACCACUGAAAAGUUUUAAUAAAAUUUGGCUGUCUAUGCAGUAGAAAGGUCAAAUUAGUUUUGACCUUUUGCCAGAAAUUUCAACACAUACAAAAAAACAAACAAACAUUUGAUUUUGGAGCCACCCAUCUUUUAAUUUUGUCUAUUGACUUAUUUUACAUAUAUUAAUGACGUAUGUUUCUGUUUUUAUUAAGCUUAUGUUUAAUACAUUUCAAUCUUGU
Molecule: messenger RNA, 3845 nt
Organism: Labeo rohita (rohu)
Lineage: Eukaryota; Metazoa; Chordata; Actinopteri; Cypriniformes; Cyprinidae
Product: nuclear GTPase SLIP-GC
Exons: 24
Coding region: 149-3040 (963 amino acids)
Molecular function (GO): GTPase activity
Source: RefSeq, a predicted model, not a curated record